Papaver somniferum (opium poppy) is the source of this 3122-nucleotide messenger RNA. RefSeq names its product mitogen-activated protein kinase kinase kinase 2-like. Gene Ontology annotation, molecular function: protein kinase activity; ATP binding. The record is from RefSeq and is a predicted model, not a curated record. The transcript has 16 exons. NCBI's taxonomy places the organism in Eukaryota, Viridiplantae, Streptophyta, Magnoliopsida, Ranunculales, Papaveraceae. Gene Ontology annotation, biological process: protein phosphorylation; regulation of DNA-templated transcription. The coding region runs from base 582 to 2945 and encodes 787 amino acids.
GCAUCAGCCAGGCAUUCUUAGUUCUAUGUCUAUUUACUGUUCGAUGUAGCAGCAGCAACAUCAACAAAAAUGGAUAGUCACGAAGAAGAAUUCAAUCCCCAAAUUUCUCAUCAACAACAACAGCAACAUUUCUCACAGAGAGAUGGUGAUACUCUACUGUCAAAUUCACUUGAUAAGAAAGAUGGUGGUGACAAAGAGGGGUAUUAACUAACAUUUUAUAGGCAUGGCGAAGCUUGGUUUGAUAACCGGAAGGCUUUGUUGAAGGAGUUUCCAGGAGUUUUAGAACGAAAGGGUAUUUUUAACCUACGCUGUCAAAGAAUGGAUUAGUGGUCAAUCUGGAACACAAGGUGUAUGAAGUUAUGUAUAAUGUAUCUGAAAUACAAGUUGGAUGCCUCUUGCUGUUUAUUUGUAUACAAAGGUAUUCUUUGCAAGCAUGCUUUAUCUGUCUUGAAUGAAUUUGGGGAGGAAAUCCUGUCUCAGUACAUACUCUUAAGAUGGUGCAAAGAUUUCAAACGUAAAUUUCUUUUGAAUCAUCACUUGGACCAUUCAGAUGUUAUAAGACUUGAAGAAUAAGGUCCAUAAUGAAAAGAACUGAGUACUCGGUUUUCGGUUUACAACCUGCCCGAAUUCCCAUAUGGGCUUUUCACUUCCGGAAGAGAGAAACUUGGAUCGCUUAUGCAAGAUCCAUUGAACGGAACUUAUGGUCCGUUCUGCGACAGGGUUCGUGCACCCACAAAAACUUCGCUUCCGGGAGAUUGGUCGAAGCCGAAAUAUUGAGCUUCUUUAGCAUAAUUCGUAAGACCCAAGAUCUUGAAGCAGGAGAUAGCAAGCUUAAACAAGAAAUGUUGAAACUAGUCCUUCCUGGAAGCCUUACAGGCUGCAGAAUCGAUUCUGCAGAUAAAUUGGCUUACAGUGACCAGAAAUGUUGCGCAAAUUCAACUACGGGAUCAAGAUUCACGGGUUCAAGGAGAAAGGGUGGUGGUGGAGGUUAUUGCGGAACCAUGGCAGGGUGUGCGGCAAGCUCAAAUUCAUUAAGAUUGAGAGAGAAUAGUGAUGCCGAUCCUUUAAAUCCCAUAACACAAAGUUUAAUUUUGACGGAGAUGCAUUCUUUGAAUAUCAUGGAGUCAAUGGGCCAGGCAGUUCAUUUUAAUGAUCUCAAUUAUGUAAUAUAUUACUGGAAUCGUGUUGCUGAGCAACUUUAUGGUUAUUCUGCAUCAGAAGCGCUUGGUAGGUGUACCCUUGGCCUCAUUAUUGAGGAUCAAGACUUUAACGAAGCAGACGAAAUCAGAAGCAGGGUUGCAAUUGGGCUAUGCUACACUGGGCAGUUUCCUGUCAGGAACAAACAAGGGAGACGAUUUCAAGUCAUUGUUACCAUUAAGCCAUUAUAUGAUGAUAAUGGUGAGAUCAUUGGGUUUGUCUGUGUAUCGUGCGAUUCACAGCCCUUUCGAGAUAUAGCUCCAGUUUUCUCUAAAACAAGUCCUUUUCCGGAAGACGCCCACACUAAUGCUGGUCAGAAGCCUAGAAGUGGUUUCACAACACCUUGUUUUAACACUGGGGAGAUUCUGCAUGUUGUGUUUUGCUCAAAAAUAUGGAAGCUGGCAUCAAGAAUGACCAAGAUAUUGUACUCAAAAUUGAUACCUCGUGUGAAAACUACGAAGCAUGAGAUCCUUCAUGGGGGAAGCUUAUAUGCUAACUCUCAAGGUUUCAGAGAAACAAGUUUCUUGGAUAAAUGGAAUGAUGCUCUGCAGGAAGCAUCCACAAUAAACUCCCGCGGAGAUUCUGAUGACAAGGGUAAAGGUAAGAUUGCUCACGAGAUGGUGACUUAUUCGCGGGUAUGGGAAGGAACCAAACAACAUAGGUUCGUAACAAGGAUUCCCACCGCCAGUGGUAUCUUGUAUGAUGAACAGGAAGAUGAUUUCAAUUGUCAGAAGAGUACUGAGCCUGAAAGCCAGAUAGUGCAACGUAGCCGAUUCGGUGGAAAUGAAGCCUCUGGUUCUAUAUCCUCUUUUGACAGCACGGGCACUGUAACCAUUAGUAAUAGCAGUAUAUGUCCUCUUUAUAACUUCGGUAUGGAUGCAGACUCAUUGAAUUAUGAUGUCUCGUGGGAAGAUUUGACCUUUGGUGAACAAAUAGGGCAGGGUUCAUCUGCAACCGUGUAUCAUGGCCUGUGGUGUGGCUUGGAUGUUGCUAUAAAGGUAUUCCUCAAAUUCGAGAACUGGGAUGGAUUAUUAAGUUGCUUCCAACAAGAGGUGUUACUCAUGAAGAGACUCCGACAUCCGAAUUUACUACUCUUUUUGGGAGCAGUGCCUUCACCUCAGCAUCCCUGCAUUAUCACCGAGUUCCUCCCACGUGGAAGUCUGUUUCAGUUGCUUCAGCAUAACUUUGUUACGAUGGAUUGGAGGCGGCGUGUUAACAUGGCUUUAGAUGUUGCCCGAGGAAUGAAUCAUCUUCAUCAAUGGAACCCACCAAUCGUUCAUCGUGAUUUGAAGUCAUCGAAUCUGCUGGUUGACGAGAACUGGACUGUGAAGGUUGGUGAUUUUGGUCUCUCGCGGCUCAAACAUGCAACCUUUCUUACAACAAAGAAAUGGAGGGGAACGACACAGUGGAUGGCGCCGGAGGUUAUUCGUAACGAGCCAGUGGAUGAGAAGUCUGAUGUAUAUAGCUUUGGAGUUGUUUUGUGGGAGCUUGCCACACUGAAGAUCCCCUGGUAUGGCCUAACACCCGUGCAGGUGAUUGCAGCUGUAGGAUUCAUGGAACAACGUCUGGAGAUUCCGAAAAACAUGAACCCACAAUGGGCAUCUUUACUUGAGAAUUGCUGGCAAAGCAAGCCCGAACGCCGACCAAUAUUCGGAGAACUGCUUGAAAAGUUGGUGGUUCUACAGAGUGCAGAGACAUUGUUUUAUUCAAAGCCUAGUGAUUCUCUUUUAGGGCAUGGUGGUAGUUAAUAUCUUAACAUUGCUGCAGUUGGUUGAUUAUAGUUGUAACUAGUGGUGGCUAAAGUGGAACUUAGUUUUUAUCAUGAAUCACUGUACUUGUAAUUUUGUCUGUGCGGUAACCCUUGUUAAGAAGAAGACGAACUGAUAUUGGUGUCCCAAAACGCCUAAUAUAGUUUACCUUGGAAA